Molecule: messenger RNA, 1672 nt
Organism: Ostrinia nubilalis (European corn borer)
Lineage: Eukaryota; Metazoa; Arthropoda; Insecta; Lepidoptera; Crambidae
Product: chitinase-3-like protein 2
Exons: 8
Coding region: 61-1584 (507 amino acids)
Biological process (GO): carbohydrate metabolic process; chitin catabolic process
Cellular component (GO): extracellular region
Molecular function (GO): chitinase activity; chitin binding
Source: RefSeq, a predicted model, not a curated record
UAAAUUGGUGUAAUCAGUACUUGUAAUCAAAUUAAUAGAAAAGAUCAUCAAGGCUUCAAUAUGGGAUUCAUUUUACUGCUUGUGUUAAGUUUUUGUGCUAGUGAGGUGUUAGCGAAUAACGAUAAAGUAGUAGUCUGCUACUAUGGCACAUGGGCGACAUACCGCUGGGGCGUGGGCAAGUUCGACGUGGAAGAUAUAGACCCGUUCCUCUGCACGCAUCUGGUGUACUCCUUCAUUGGCAUCGACGCGCAAGGAACUGCUGUGUCCUUGGAUCCUCACUUGGAUCUGGGAGACGUGAGUUGGACAAGAGAUAACUUCAGGAAAUUCACUUCAUUGAAAGAUAAGAAUCCAAACCUGAAAACACUUCUCGCUGUGGGAGGUUGGAAUGAAGCAUCAGCCAAGUACUCCGUCAUGGCUGCAAAUCCAAACUACCGUCAGAACUUCAUCCAGUCCUCUCUUGCAAUGAUUCAAGAACACAACUUCGAUGGUCUGGACGUAGACUGGGAGUACCCCAACCGAAGAGACACGGUGCACGGAUCAGCUGACAUUGACAACUUCAGCACUCUCCUCAAGGAGUUGAGGGAAGAGUUCGAUAAGCAUGACCUGAUGGUGACAGUCGCUGUGUCUGCCGUCGAAGAAAGGGCUUUGCUGUCAUAUGACGUCCCCGCUGUAGCUAAGUACGUAGACUACGUAGGCGUCAUGGCAUACGACAUGUCCGGGGCAUGGGACCCCGUGACUGGCCACAACGCGCCUCUGCAUAUAAGUGAGGGUGACAGCACUGAAAACGAAGCCGCUUUGUACACUGUUGAGAAUGCUAUCAAGUUCUGGCUUAAAGCAGGAUGUCCUCCCGAGAAGUUAGUGAUGGGGGUUCCAUUCUACGGGCGCACGUUUACCUUGUCUGAUACUAAUGCUAACACCCCAAGGUCGUCUGCCAUCGGAGCUGGUCUCGCUGGUCCGUACACUGCUACCAGUGGAUUUGUUGGGUAUAAUGAGUUCUGUUACCUUCUCAAGACCGAAUCCUGGACUGUCCGGACCGACCAGCUAGCCAAAGUUCCAUACGCCUUCCGUGCCAGCAACUGGGUAUCUUACGAUGACGUUGAAUCCAUCACCACCAAAGUGGAGUACGCUAACAGCUUCAACCUUCGCGGCAUCAUGCUCUGGAGUAUCGAGACUGAUGACUUCCACGGCCUCUGUGGGGAAGGAACAUUCCCUCUGCUGAAAGCUAUCAAUAAAGCGUUAUCAAUAGACUACGUUACAUCAACUCCUGCACCAGGAACUACAGUUUCUUAUUCUUCUUCUGCCUCAACGUCAGAAGCGUCUUCAAGUGAAUCUUCUUCAAGCAGUAGUACUAUUACUUCUACUACAACAACUACAACAUCUACCCCUGGAGGUGGUUCCGAGUCAUCACUAUGCAAGGAAGUCGGCUACAUACCAGACCCGACAGACUGCACUUCGUAUUACGUAUGCAUAGAACAAAUAGACAACAGUCUCCUGCCCAUCAAGUUCCAAUGUCCUGGCAGAUUAUACUGGGAUCAAAACUACUUGAACUGCAACUACGAUUAUUUAGUUGAAUGCAAUGCGUAAAAUAGUAUCAUCCGGUGGAUUAACUGCGCACCUCGCUGGAAUGCGACUCUCCCUCGCACUCACACGCACACAGAUAUGGAUAGAUGCA